AAUGAGAACAUCUUAACUUAAAAUGAAUCACGUUAUCACUGCACCUUCACUGGUGAGAGUAGUUGGUUCCUGUUAUUAGUCGACUGAAAGGCUGGGGGACGAACGGAUGAUUAAACAAUUCACAGUUCUUGGCGCAAUGAAAGCUCCAAUUUUGGUUUUCUUCUUCUCUGCCCUCUUCAUCUGGAGUGGAUUUUGUGUGGCCAGAAGCAUAAAAGGGGAGAUUACUGCCUUGCCACCUCGAGGAUGGAACUCUUAUGAUUCUUUUUCAUGGAUCAUCAGUGAACAAGAGUUCCUUGACAAUGCAAAAUUUGCGGCUGAUAAGCUACUUGUUCAUGGAUAUCAGUAUGUUGUGGUGGAUUUCUUGUGGUACCGGAAGAAUGUGGAUGGAGUUAACUUAGAUUCUAUAGGGUAUGAUAACAUUGACGAAUGGGGACGGAUGAUCCCUGACCCAGAUAGGUGGCCGUCUUCUAGAGGGGGGAAAGGGUUUAAGGAAGUUUCAAGAAAGGUUCAUGAUAUGGGUUUGAAGUUUGGUAUUCAUCUCAUGAGAGGAAUCAGUGCUCAGGCAGUCAAGGCCAAGACACCAAUCUUAGAUGUAUUGAAGGGAGGAGGCUAUCGGGAGGCUGAGCGAGAAUGGCAUGCAGAUGAGAUCGGAAUGAGAGACAAGAGUUGUGCAUGGUUGAAAGGGUUUAUGAGUGUCAAUACGGAUUUAGGAGCUGGAAGAGCUUUCCUAAGGUCUUUGUACUGGCAGUAUGCAGAAUGGGGUGUUGAUUUUGUUAAACUGGACUGUGUGUUUGGAGAUGAUUUGGAUACAAAACAAAUACUUGUGGUCUCGGAGCUUUUGGAGGAACUUGAUCGUGCUAUUCUUUUUUCUCUCUCUCCUGGAACAAGUGUGACUCCAUCCAUGGCUGAGGGCAUCAGUGAGCAUGUUGAUAUGUACAGAGUAACCGGUGAUGAUUGGGAUAAAUGGGCAGAUGUGGCUUAUCAUUUUAAUGUUGCAAGGGACUUCGCUGCUGCUAAAAAAAUUGGAGCACAGGGAUUGCAUGGAAGGUCGUGGCCUGACUUAGACAUGCUACCACUUGGACAGCUUACUGAUCCAGGUGUUCAACAAGGUCCUCAUAGAAACUGUAGUCUCACCCUUGAGGAGCAGAGAGCCCAGGUGACUCUUUGGUCUAUGGCAAAAUCUCCUCUUAUGUUUGGAGGAGAUCUAAGGAAUAUUGAUAUGACAACAUACAAUCUCAUAACUAAUCCUAGUUUAUUGGAGAUAAACUCCUACAGUACAAAUAACAUGGAGUGCUCACUAUCUCAUGAUGUUUUUGCUGUAGUUUCGACUACAUCUAAUGCAAGUGAAGAUAGGAGAAGGAAUCAUGCACAUACCCAAAGCUUUACAAGCCUAGAUCAUGUGCAGUCAUCUGGUGGGAAAGAGCUGCUACUUACAAACUGCAAUAAUCAGAAAUCAAAAGUAUGGUUUAGAGAAUCUGAUGGUGUAAUAGAUAAGAUCUGUUGGAACUAUGAGAUGAAAAUCAGUGAUAACAUCUCAAAUUGCCUGUACGAGAGAAGGCCUCCUAUGACAUCUGAUGAAGACAUCAUAUACAGAGAAAACUACCAGGGAAAAUUUCACUUAGCAGCAACUGAUACCAUGGAGACAUGCUUGGAUGCUUCUGUACAAAAAAGACUUAGCGCAUCAGAGAGGCGAAGGACUUCAUUAUCCUCAUGCAAGUGGAAUGCCAAUCAGAUGUGGUCGUUAAAUGAUAAUGGAACCCUUGUAAACAGCUAUUCUGGUCUAUGUGCAAUAGUUGAACCAAUGAAAGAAAAUGUAAAUAGUGACGGAGUUCGUUCAUGGAUUGCAACUGGAAGAAGAGGGGAAAUUUAUCUUUCGUUUUUCAAUCUGAAUCCAAGGAGAACUCAGAUGUCAGCCAAAAUAAGUGAUUUAGGUAAAGUUCUCCACCACAAUGUCCUGCUCAGAGGUUCAUGCAGAUGUUUGGAGGUCUGGAGUGGUAAGAACUUCGGUAUAGUGGCAGAGACUCUGUCAAUCAUGGUCGAGGCUCAUGGCUGUGCGCUUUUCCUCUUGAAUUGCGACAAUUAGAGUUAAUUCUUUUUGUUGAUGUAGUUAUUUCUCAGCGCUUGAUUAUAACUUUUAAACAAUGAGGUGCAUCAACUCCAAUUGUCUUCCUUUUAAGAAGGAAGAGCAAAAUCUGUCAUCUUGCCUGGACCAUUUUGCUCUCAAGUUAAUAAUACUAUUUGAGAUAUCUCUUAUA
Messenger RNA from Asparagus officinalis (garden asparagus), 2255 nucleotides. RefSeq lists its product as uncharacterized. The record is from RefSeq and is a predicted model, not a curated record. Gene Ontology annotation, biological process: carbohydrate metabolic process. Gene Ontology annotation, molecular function: hydrolase activity, hydrolyzing O-glycosyl compounds. The transcript has 14 exons. NCBI's taxonomy places the organism in Eukaryota, Viridiplantae, Streptophyta, Magnoliopsida, Asparagales, Asparagaceae. Bases 107 to 2083 code for a protein of 658 amino acids.